Molecule: messenger RNA, 1611 nt
Organism: Cryptomeria japonica (Japanese cedar)
Lineage: Eukaryota; Viridiplantae; Streptophyta; Pinopsida; Cupressales; Cupressaceae
Product: F-box/FBD/LRR-repeat protein At1g13570
Exons: 2
Coding region: 161-1354 (397 amino acids)
Molecular function (GO): protein binding
Source: RefSeq, a predicted model, not a curated record
GGAACACUUUUAAUACUUCACGCUUCACGUCUUGGCUUUGCGCUGCUUUUCUUUAUUUCUUUAAACCGCUAUAAAUAUUUAGAGUCCCAUUGGUAUCUCAAUGCCCUAAACUCGCUCGCAUUUCCUCACGCGUUAGGGUUUGAGCAUACUGCUUUUCACUAUGGCUCGGAGAAGAAGUCGACGAACCCUAGACGACUUGCCAGACGGCAUUCUGCGCUUGAUUCUCAGUAAAAUUCCCUUCAAAGAAGCAGUGCGUUGUUCAGUUGUCUCAAAGGGAUGGAGAUCUUGUUGGAGAUUUGUCGAAAACUUAAAAUUUUCAGAGGAUUUCUUUUCUUUAUUGCAUAGCCCUACUGAAAUCCAAAAUAUAAUAGAUCGUAUUUUUGAGCUUCAUUCUGGUCCAAUUGAACUUUUCGAGUUUAACAAUGUUCGAUUCUCCUGUUCAAGUGACAAGAUUUCUGAUUGGAUUCUUGGAGCUGCUCUUAAAGGUGUGAAAGAGAUUAAGAUUGCAGAGAAAGAUUCAGAAAUUUCUGAAGUUCCGGCAGCCAUUUUUUUAUGCCAAACGCUCAGAUCUUUGGCUCUGACAAAUUUUCUUAUGACAAGCCUGCCAGACCGUUUUGGUGGCUUUUCUGGGCUGACAAAUCUGGAUCUUUAUAAAGUUGAGCUGAAAGACAGGAUCAUUGAGCUCAUGUUGCAAUUAUGUUCAGGUUUGGAACUUUUAAUCCUUCUUAACUGCAAAGGGCUUGAGAGAUUAAAGAUAUGUUCAAAGAGUCUCAUUGCUCUCUCUAUCUCCUCUGAAAUCAGAGCAAUAACAGCAAAUUGUCCGCGAUUAACCAGCCUUCAUGUAAUAUUGCUUCAUAACACCAAGGUGGAAUUGGAUUUGCCAGCAUGUUUAAGCCUAUGUACAAAUAAACUUGAAUCAUUUACAGGUCUAAGAACACUGAGAAAAAUUAUCUUUAUGAACGGGAUGUUUUGGCGCAAUGUAAAGAUUCUCAAAGAAUUUCCAGACUUGGAACAAAUGUGUAUACACAAGGGUAGAUACUCAGAUACAGACUUUUCUCGGCGUGAUGAUGAGGCGAUUUUACCGCUGGAGAAUCUAAAGGGGGUUCAUCUGAACAUAACCUACUUUCAUGAUCCUGUGCCUCUACUUUCCUGUCUUUUCCGAAUAGCUCCUGCUCUGAAAACUUUAUUAAUUUCCCGAAAGAAAGGAUUCGAUGGCGUUAAUGCUCUGCGAUUUAUCAACCUGGCUUGGAAUCUUCAGCGACCAUCUACAGAAACCAAAGUUUUCUUAUCACGGCAUACUGUCAAGGAAGAGAGAUGCUUCGACUGCAAUCUUGUGAAUUUUAUCAGAGAGUGAGACGGAAUCUUGUGGUGAAAAGAAACGCAGGGUUUAUCUUGGCAUCGACGGAGAGAUUAGUUAGGGUUUGUAUUUAAAUUUUUUGGGGUUAAUACUACAGUUGGAAGGAUGAAUGGUAUUAUUAUACAUUGAAGUUUUUGUCUGGUUGAUAUUACGGUUGGAAGGAUGAAUGGUAUUAUUGUACAUUCAAGUUGAGAAAGUAUGUAUUUUAUGGAGAGGAUGACUAAGUUUUAUGCGUUCAAGAAGUUAAUUCUGUA